Poecilia reticulata (guppy) is the source of this 4975-nucleotide messenger RNA. NCBI's taxonomy places the organism in Eukaryota, Metazoa, Chordata, Actinopteri, Cyprinodontiformes, Poeciliidae. The record is from RefSeq and is a predicted model, not a curated record.
AAUGUAAAAAAAAAAAAAAAGCAGAUUUCGGUUCUCAAAAUAAUGAAGAAAAUAAAUCACACCACAACGAAACAAUACAUUUGAGCAGAACAUGUUGCUUGUACUGUGUUGUUACUUGUACCGGGUUGAGGGUCCAGAAAUGGUAUUCGAGUAAAAGUAGCAUUAUCUACAAUAAUGUUAUUCAAGAAAAACAGAUCAUGUUUCUCAACAAAAUGUUCUCAAAUCAACCAGUUACUGCCCAUCUCUGGUCACGUUCUCUGGUUUUUAGACUUUUAAAACAAUUUUCUUACUGUAGCAGUAAAGUUUCACUCUUAGUUGUAGAUAAAACUAUUUAUUUUACACAUUAUGUUUGAAACGGAAGCAAAAAGUAAACACCCUCUGUAAAGUUUCCAGCUGGAGGCGGAACUCAAGGGGCGGACACUGUUCCUGGUUGAACGCCGUUGAACGUACAUCCGGUGGGAAUAAAUAACAUUCCGCUAGCAGCGCUAUCCUCUGUCUAUCGUGUUUUUUGCUGCUUGAGCUGAAUCUCUCAGUGUACUGGGUUCUUGGGAAACUGGUGGAGAACCGAACCCGGUCCGGAAGAACAAGGUGGUUUAAUUGGGCUAGGUUCCGAUGAGCUAACGAAACCGAGAGGAGGAUCAAGAAUCUAGUUGGUGCUGCGGAGGAAACAGAAGGUAUCCGUGUUUAUUGCCAUUUCGGUCUUUUCUUUCCCUUUUUACUGCGAUAGAAAAGAAAACUGCAGAUAAAUAGUCAGAAUAAAUAAUAACCCAGCAGAUGUUAAACCAGAAACCAAGAAAUUGACCCAAAAACCGGAAUAUUUUAGCUUCGUCCCCAGUAGGAGGUGUUUCAGAUCUACUCGCUAUCCUCUGCGCCUGAGGCCAUGUUUAUAGACGCUACGAAGAUGCCUGAUUAAAACACGAGGACGAUAAAUGAAUUUAUUAUACAAGAUGUGGGAUUGUGUUAUUUACAGGGAAAAUAUAACAUUUUAUUGAUAAUUCAGUUAUAUAUUUGCAGUACUGUGAAUAUUUUUUCAGUUCUUUGUGUUUUCUGUUAUUCACAAGUUUCUGUUCAUUUAACAAAUUGUAGCAAGAGAGAAUCUAGAAAAUGGCUUUAGGUUGUGUCUGGGGAAACGGCUGCCGUACGCAGGUUCCCAUCAGACUAAGUCACGAUUAGUGGCAGAGGCUUUAAAAACGAGAUAAUAUAAAUAUCUACAGCAGAGGCCACAAGUUUACAUACGCCCAAAUAAACUCAUGCACCUCCAUGUCUGAAGUGAAAUCAGAUCAAACGUCUCUUGUUUUAGCUGUAAUGAGCAAAAGGAUUGAGAUUUUUGAGCAGGCGGGUAUCCACGAUGUUUUAAAGAGGGCUAAAUAAAAACCCAGAUGGGAAGCAGGACUGUAAUUAGAUUUUAUAAACGUGAAUGAUUCACAACAUGAAGGUCAAACAUGGAUAUAAAUGUACAUAAAACGUAAAUAAUUCUGUUUGCUUCCUUUUCUAAAGCUUCGUUGUGUAACUUUUUUAUUUAAAAAAUGUUUUUACAAAUGUUAAGUGUCAUCACUUUGUGACAGUAUAAUAUAAGACAGAUAAUCUGUGGGGAAAAAAUUGAGCAAUGCUACUGUUAGCAUCUACAGAAAUGCACCGCCCCCGGCCAGAAACAACCAAUCGGAGCCAAGAGGAGGGUCUUAGCUCUGUCAAUCAAACUCGUGUAUGCGGUGCUUAAUGUGCUAGGAGGAGAAACAAUUUACCCGUCCAGGAAAACGGUUUAUCCUCUGUCAUCACUGGCUAUGCUAACAAGCCGUAGCAUUCAUGAUAGGCUCUGCUGUGGUGAUCCAGCUGUAGCAUAGCAGAGAGAGAGAGGGAGGGAGUGAGCAGCAUGUACAUGUGAGUGAUUAACAGCGCUAAGGCCCUCCUGGUUCUGGUUAGUAUUUCCUCAGUUGGCACUGGGAGGAAGGCCGACGAGUUGAUUUCCUGUCUCACAACAAACUGAGGCUGAUUUCUGUCAGAAAUCCUUCCUGCCAUGUUUAGAGAGCAAAUGUUGCUACGGUAACUCAACUAAAUGAAUAUAAAUCUGCUGCAUCACUACAUUGUCCUACAUAAUCCAAAAAUGAGACACUGCCACAGAGCCUGCAGCGCCUUCAAAAUAAAAGCAUGUUUUCAAAUAUGAAAGCAACAUAUUCAGAUUAAUGAGUAUAAAAAUGACUUCAGGAAUAUUUGGUUUGUAAUUUCCAUAUUGACUGAGGGAAAAUAACGGACUGGAUCCUCCUGACAUUCCCACGUUUUGAGCCUAUUGUUGUGAUAAAACCUUCAUCACUAAAACAUUCCUUAUCAAUAUUUCAACCUGGCUUGUUUGUUGACCUUUUUGACAUUUUGUGCUUUCCACAGGAUCCUGUUGACAAGAAGAACUUCCUGUGUCUGGACAUCAACUUCCUGUGUCUGGACAUCAACUUCCUGUGUCUGGACAUCAACUUCCUGUGUGUUAAAAUGAUCUAAGAAGGAAACAUCACGUCUCAGCUCUGACUGUGGAGGAAGAGAGACUCAACUGUUGACCCAAAGAUCCCAGACGACCGGAGAUGAACGAGGAGCAGGAGGAACCAGAACCACAGCAGAUGAGGGCGACCAAGAAGGAACCAGAAGCUCAACUCGGUGAGGAAGACGAGGAUGAAGGGUUGCUUGUAGUGAAGCAGGAGAGCAGCAGCUCUGUGAUGAGCCCUGCUGACCUGGGAACGGUCCAUAUGGAUCCGGAAUCAGAGCAGACGAUGGAGAUGAAGGAGGAGCAGGAGGACAUCUGCUGCUACCAGCAGGUUGUAGUGAAGGAGGAGACCGAAACCAUCAUGAUACCAGUCCAUGACCCCAUGGACCCAGAACCAAACCAGAACCAGUUCUCCCCCGAAGCCCAAAACGCAUUCAGAUCCCAGACAGACCAGAACCCACAGGAGAGAUGUUGGACGUCCAGAAGCCAUGAGGACAACUCAAAGUCCAAGAGACGUAAGACAGAUGUGUCCUGUGACGUGUGUGGUAAAAGUUUCAGGCAGCACAGGUACUUGAUUGCUCACCUGAGGACUCACACAGGUGAGAAGCCUUUUUCAUGUCAGUCUUGUGGGAAAAGUUUCCUCAGGCAGCCGGACCUGACUCUGCACAUGAAAACCCACACUGGUGAGAAGCCCUUCCAAUGUCCGGUGUGUGGCAAAGGUUUCAUCCAGAAAACCACCUUAAGUUACCACAUGAGAACGCACACAGGAGAGAGGCCGCACAGCUGUGAGUUCUGUGGUAAAUCCUUCAUACAGAGGAGUGAUUUGACUUGCCACCUUAGGACCCACACAGGUGAGAAACCGUAUCAGUGUGAGGUGUGUCAGAAAUCUUUUGGACACAGCAGUGACUUCACUCGCCACAGGAGGACACACAUGGCUGAGAAACCUUUCUCAUGUGUGACCUGUGGGAGAGCCUUUAACAAGCAGUCUAAGCUGAGUCGUCACCUGAGAGUUCACGCAGGCAGUAAGACGUAUUCCUGUGAGUCGUGUGAUAAAUCUUUCAGGCGGAGUUGUGACUUUGUGCGUCACCUGAGGACUCACACAGGAGAGAAACCGUUUAAUUGUGAAUUGUGUGACAAAUCUUUCAGACAAAAUGGCGACCUGACGCGUCACAUGAGAACUCACACAGGUGAGAAGCCAUCUUCGUGUUCAGUGUGUGGUAAAAACUUCAGUGAGUACAGCAGCAUGCUCAGACAUAUGAGGACUCACACUGGGGAGAAACCGUACAUCUGCAAGGUGUGUGGGAAGCUUUUCCGCUUCGGCGGGCAUUUGACCGUUCACUUGAGAACCCACACAGGUGAGAAGCCUUGUUGCUGUAAAGUGUGUGGUAAAUCAUUCAGUGACUGCAGCAGCAUGUCCAGACACAUGAGGACUCACACUGGGGAGAAGUCGUAUGCUUGUGAAGUGUGUGAUAAGUCUUUUAGGCAGAGGAAUGAUUUGACCCGUCAUCAUAGAACUCACACAGGAGAGAAACCUUUCCAGUGUCUGGCUUGCGGUAAAGGGUUUGUCCAGAAAACAACCUUGAGGUAUCAUAUGAUGACCCACACCGGAGAGAAGCCUUACCCCUGUCAGCUAUGCUGCAAAUCCUUCAGACAGAGAAACGAUCUGACCCGUCACCUCAGAACCCACACAGGAGAGAAACCGUAUAGCUGUUCAUUGUGUGACAAGCCUUUCAGACAGAGUAAUGACUUGGCUCGUCACAUGAAGACUCACACAGGGGAGGAUCUAAGCUGUGUGGUUGAUCAGUCAGACUAAGGUGGACUGAUGUGUGAAGAACUGAACCUAGAGAUGAUCUGGAAGCUUCAAGAUAAAAACUAUUAUUACUAACAGCUGAAAGUCAGUUCAAUUUAGAAAAUACUAAGAAACAUGGUGCUGCGUUGUUCAGUCAGUGGAGCGCAGCAGCUGCAGUCCUGGGUUCAGUUCCUGGUCUCUGUCUUCUCUCUCCUCCCUGUUUCCUGUCCAUCAGUGGUUCACUGACGCCACUAGAGUCAAAAAAGAAUUUAUGAACUUUCUGUUUCCACAACUGUCCUGAGAUUGUCUAAGUGCAACAUUUAUAAUUAUUAAGCUGUUAUGAUGAAUAUUUAGACUCUAGAUUAAUUUUUCUCCUGCCAGAUACUGAAGGAAGACGGCUUAGUUUAAAUGAAAACUAAAGGUUUAAAAUCAUUCAAAUCUUUCAUAAAACUCCUUUAACAUCAAGAAGCCGUGGCCCAGGAGUUCAGAGAUGAGUCUGAUCCACUUUAAUGUCUCAGAAUGAUCAUUUUUCUAACUGGUGAAGGUCACAAAACCAGUGUGACCAGCAGCCAGUCUGGUCAGAGGGCGACUUUACUGGACGGAGCUCCGUGAGUCUGAACGGCACCUUCUGAGGUUCAGACUCUGUUACGUUUGAUGCUUUUUCUUGUGUCUUCACUUUAUUCAUCCAUGAAGUAAAUAAAUUAUUAUUAAUCAUCUGA